AUGGAAGACCCAUCGGAGCCUCUGGGCUUCACACAGCUGCAGGUCCCUGAUUUAAACACCAAUCCCUUUAUUCAGGCCCUGUCUGCUGGCCAGUCGGCCAGCGUCUUACACUUCUCAGCAAUAAGACCCCAGCGUGGCUGGCACCUUGACUUUGGCCUUCAGCAGAGGACCCAGUUGAGGCAUGCCAGACUUCUGAUCUACAGAACUUUCUACCGCAGGGCCCAGGGCACUGGGCUGUUAGACACGGCACCCGAAGGAAGGCCUGGUGAGGUAGCAGAAGUGCACCAUCGUCAACAGUUUUGUCACUGGCCCUGUCAGUGCGCUCACCAGAAGCCCAGCUGCCCUCCUGGAGUGAGCCUGGUGACGGAUGGCUGUGGAUGCUGUAAAAUCUGUGCCAGGCAACCGGGGGACACCUGCAACGAGGCUGACCUCUGCGACCCCCACAAAGGGCUGUACUGUGACUACUCAGCAGACGGGCCUAGGUACGAGACCGGAGUGUGUGCAUACCUUGUAGCUGUGGGAUGUGAGUUCAACAGGGUACAUUAUCAUAAUGGCCAAGUGUUUCAGCCCAAUCCCCUGUUUAGCUGCCUCUGUGUGAGUGGGGCCAUUGGAUGCACACCUCUGUUCAUACCAAAGCCGGCUGACAGGCACUGCUCUAGGGCUAAAGGUGGAAAGAAGACUGAUCAGUCAAAAUGUGGCCUGGGGUCAUCACAACAGCAGCUGUCAACAAGCUACAAAACAAUGCCAGCUUAUAGAAAUCUCCCACUUAUUUGGAAAAGAAAUGUCUUGUGCAAGCAACAAAGUGGACCCCUUGCUCCAGAACAUGUGGGAUGGGCAUAUCUAAUAGGGUAACCAAUGAAAACAGCAACUGUGAAAUGAGAAAUGAGAGAAGACUGUGCUACAUUCAGCCUUGCGACAGUAAUAUAUCAAAGAC
Messenger RNA from Eubalaena glacialis (North Atlantic right whale), 934 nucleotides. RefSeq names its product cellular communication network factor 6 (gene CCN6). NCBI's taxonomy places the organism in Eukaryota, Metazoa, Chordata, Mammalia, Artiodactyla, Balaenidae. Gene Ontology annotation, cellular component: extracellular region; extracellular matrix. Gene Ontology annotation, molecular function: integrin binding; heparin binding. Gene Ontology annotation, biological process: cell adhesion; signal transduction. The record is from RefSeq and is a predicted model, not a curated record.